Messenger RNA from Propithecus coquereli (Coquerel's sifaka), 6409 nucleotides. RefSeq names its product minichromosome maintenance complex component 3 associated protein (gene MCM3AP). Gene Ontology annotation, molecular function: nucleic acid binding. The transcript is spliced from 29 exons. Bases 349 to 6282 code for a protein of 1977 amino acids. NCBI's taxonomy places the organism in Eukaryota, Metazoa, Chordata, Mammalia, Primates, Indriidae. Gene Ontology annotation, cellular component: transcription export complex 2; nucleus; cytoplasm. Gene Ontology annotation, biological process: mRNA export from nucleus. The record is from RefSeq and is a predicted model, not a curated record.
CUGGAGGCCGGGCCGGCGCGGACGCCCGCUGCCUGCCCCGCGGAGCCCUGCGCUCCCCUCCGCAGCGUCGCCGACGGAGCGGGCUGGGCGCCGCGGCCCCUGCGAGCCCGGGCGGCACAGCGGCCUUCGAGACCCUUCGCCGGUGAAAGACCCCCCCUCAGUGCGGCCCUCCCGCCCGGAGGCUGCGUCCGCGUCUGCGUGUGAACGCGCUGGUCCUUCGAGCGAGUUCCUGGGGCGGUCGCUAGGCUUAUCUUGACGGUGAAGGGAGCUCCCUAGUGCAGCAUACUAAGGAAGAAGACUAAUUUUGUACACACAAUAUUUAUUACCUUUUAAUAAUUGGAUCAGAAGAUGAACCCAACAAAUCCUUUUAGCGGGCAACAGCCUAGUGCUUUCCCAACAUCUAGUAGUGCCAUAGGAUCAUUUCAGCCUAAGCCACCGUUUCGAUUUGGUCAGCCUCCUCUUUUUGGACAAAACAAUACAUUAUCUGGGAAGAGCUCAGGAUUUUCACAGGUACCCAGCUUUCCAGCGUCUUCUGGAGUAAGUUAUUCCUCUUCAGUGCAAACAUCAGGAUUCACCCAAACUUCAAGUGCUGGACUCUUUUCCGGACUUGAACACACUCCUCCUACCUUUGUAGCUACCUCUGGGCCUUCAAGUUCAUCUGUGCCUGGAAACCCAGGAUUUAGUUUUAAAUCACCCACCAAUGUUGCGGCUUUCCCAAGUACUUCUACUUUUGGACCAGAAGCUGGAGAAACAACAAGCUCUGGUUUUGGGAAAACAGAAUUCAGCUUUAAACCUCUGGAAAAUGCAGUGUUCAGACCAAUAUUGGGGGCUGAAUCUGAGCCAGAGAAAACCCAGAGCCAGAUUACUUCUGGGUUUUUCACAUUUUCCCACCCAAUUAGUAGUGGGCCUGGAGGCCUGGCCCCUUUUUCUUUUCCUCAGGUGACAAGUAGUUCAGCUACCAAUUCAAAUUUUACUUUUUCAAAACCAGUUAAUAGUAAUAAUUCAUCAUCUACUUUUACUCCUCCUUUGUCAAAUCAAAAUGUAGAGGAAGAGAAGAGAGGACCUAAAUCGAUAUUUGGGAGUCCUAGUAGUGGCUUCAGUAGCUUCCCAAUGUCAUCUUCUGGGGCGCUGGGCGAACCCUUCCCAGUUAGCAAAACAGAUGUCAGACAAGGGUGUGAAGAAGGUAUUUCCCCGAUGGAGCCACUUCCCAGCCUCAUGAAAGGACUGAAAAGGAAGGAGGACCAGGAUCGUUCCCCAAGGAGACACGGCCAUGAGACAGCAGAAGAUUCGGACCCCCUGUCCAGGGGCGAUCAUCCUCCAGAUAAACGACCUGUCCGCCUGAAUCGACCCCGAGGAGGCACUUUGUUUGGUCGGACGAUACAGGAUGUUUUCAAAAGCAAUAAAGAAGUAGGUCGUCUGGGCAACAAGGAAUCUAAAAAGGAAAUUGGCUUUGUUGAGUCUGGGGAAAGUGACCACAUGGCCAUUCCAGGAGGGAGUCAGUCUGUCCUGGCACCUUCCCGGCUUCCAGGUGUGAAUAAAGAGGAAGAAACCGCAAGUAGAGAUAAAAAAGAAGAUUCUCUAAGAGGAACUCCUGUGCGUCAGAGCAAAAGAAGUGAGAGCACAGACAGUCUUGGGGGCUUGUCUCCCACUGAAGUCACAGCAAUCCAGUGCAAGAACAUCCCUGACUAUCUCAACGACAGGACCAUUCUGGAGAACCACUUCAGCAAAAUUGCUAAAGUGCAGCGCAUCUUUACCAGGCGCAGCAAAAAGCUUGCAGUGGUGCAUUUUUUUGAUCAUGCAUCUGCAGCCCUGGCUAGAAAGAAGGGGAAAGGUUUGCAUAAAGACGUGGCUAUCUUUUGGCACAAGAAGAAAAUAAGUCCCAACAAAAAACCCUUUUCCCAGAAGGAGAAGAAGCCAAGUGCAGAAGAAGCCAGCCAGGGCACGGAGGACACGCCCUUUCAACACUCUCCUCUUGGCAAGCCCGCAGGGAGGGCUGUGGCCGGCGGCCUCCUGAGUAAAAGCUCUCCAGUGAAGAAGCCGAGUCUAAUGAAGACCCUCCAGUUUGAGGGAGACCUUUUCGACUCAGGCUCCGAGGGCUCUGAGGGCCUCGGGCCCUGCGUGUCAUCCCUCAGCUCCCUGAUCGGCACAGUGGCUGAGACGUCUGAGGAGAAGUACCGCCUACUGGACCAGAGAGACAGAGUCAUGCGCCAAGCUCGGGUGAAAAGAACCGAUCUGGACAAAGCGAGGACUUUUGUUGGGACGUGCCCGGACAUGUGUCCUGAGAAGGAACGGUAUAUGCGGGAGACCCGGAGCCAGCUGAGUGUGUUCGAAGUGAUCCCGGGGACUGACCAGGUGGACCACGCGGCGGCGGUGAAGGAGUACAGCCGGUCCUCGGCGGAUCAGGAGGAGCCCCUGCCGCAUGAGCUGCGGCCCUCGCUGGUGCUAAGCAGGACCAUGGACUACCUGGUGACCCAGAUCAUGGACCAGCAGGAGGGCAGCUUGCGGGACUGGUACGACUUCGUGUGGAACCGCACACGGGGCAUCCGGAAGGACAUCACGCAGCAGCGUCUCUGCGACCCCCUGACGGUGUCCCUGAUCGAGAAGUGCACCCGGUUCCACAUCCACUGUGCCCACUUCAUGUGCGAGGAGCCCAUGUCCUCUUUUGAUGCCAAGAUCAACAACGAGAACAUGACCAAGUGCCUGCAAAGUCUGAAGGAGAUGUACCAGGACCUGCGCAACAAGCGCGUCUUCUGUGCCAGCGAAGCCGAGUUCCAGGGCUACAAUGUUCUGCUCAAUCUCAACAAGGGAGACAUCCUAAGAGAAGUACAGCAGUUCCAUCCUGAUGUCAGAAACUCCUCCGAGGUGAAAUUUGCUGUUCAAGCUUUUGCUGCGUUGAACAGUAACAAUUUUGUGAGAUUUUUCAAACUGGUCCAAUCGGCUUCUUAUCUGAACGCUUGUCUGUUACACUGUUACUUUAAUCAGAUCCGCAAGGACGCUCUCCGGGCGCUCAACUUCGCGUACACCGUGAGCACACAGCGAUCCACCGUCUUUCCCCUGGACGGGGUGGUUCGCAUGCUUCUGUUCAGAGACUGUGAAGAGGCCACAGACUUCCUCACCUGCCACGGUCUCACCGUCUCCGACGGCUGUGUUGAGCUGAACCGGUCUGCAUUCCCGGAGCCAGAAGGACUGUCCAAGGCCAGGAAGUCGGUGUUUAUUACCAGGAAGCUGGUGGUAUCGAUCGGGGAGAUGGUGAACGGAGGGCCGUUGCCCCCAGUCCCUCGUCACACCCCCGUGUGCAGCUUCAACUCCCAGAACAAGUACAUCGGGGAGAGCCUGGCCACAGAGCUGCCCAUGGGCACGCAGAGACCUGGCCUGGACACGGCGGGUGUCGAGAGGGGAGAGGACUGCGGUGUGGAGCCGGGCGUGCUGCCGCCUCUCCCUGCCCCCGCACCCCCAGCUGCGCCUCUGCCUCCCGUCCCUGCACUGGCCCUGCCGGUGGUGCCAAGCCUCUUCCAGCCCUCCAUGCAGCCUGAGCUGCUUCCUCCAAAGCCGGUGCCUGUGUACUCUGACGCGGACCUGGCUCAGGUGGUGGACGAGCUCAUCCAGGAGGCCCUCCAGAGGGACUGUGAGGAGGUCGGCUCUGCGGGCGCCGCCUACGCAGCUGCGGCUCUGGGAGUUUCAAACGCUGCCGUGGAGGAUCUGUUAGCAGCAGCAACCACGGGCAUCUUGAGGCACGUUGCCGUCGAAGAAGUGACUGAGGAAAGGGAGCGGAGGGAGGAGGAGAGACGGCGGGCUGAGGAGGAGAGGUUGAAACAAGAGCGAGAACUGGUGUUAACCCAGCUGAGCCAGGGCCUGGCCGCGGAGCUGAUGGAACUCGUGGUGAUGGAGUGCGCGAGGGACACCUGCUCCCGGGAGUUGAGGAACGCGGUAGAGACAGACCAGAGGGCCCGCAUGGCCCGUUGCUGUGAGGACGUCUGUGCCCACCUGGUGGAUUUGUUCCUCGUGGAAGAAAUUUUCCAGACUGCAAAGGAAACACUACAGGAACUUCAGUGCUUCUGCAAGUAUCUACAGCGGUGGAGGGAAGCUGUCACAGCCCGGAAGAAACUGCGGCGCCAGAUGCGGGCUUUCCCCGCGGCCCCCUGCUGUGUGGACGUGAACGACCGGCUGAGGGCGCUGGCACCCAGCGCAGAGUGCCCCAUUGCUGAGGAGAACUUGGCCAAGGGCCUCCUGGACCUGGGCCACGCGGGGAAAGUGGGCAUCUCCUGCACCAGGUUAAGGCGGCUCAGAACCCGGACGACUCACCAGAUGAAGGUUCAGCACUUCCGCCAGCAGCUGUUGAGUGAUGCGGCGUGGGCACCUCUGGACCUGCCGUCCCUCGUGGCCAAGCACCUCCCGGGGAGGCGGGAGCGCGUGUUCUGGAAGCUGGUGCUGGUGUUGCCUGAUGGAGAGGAGCAGUCCCCGGGGAGUCCUGGCAGAAUUCUAGCAAAUUGGUUGAAAGUCAAGUUCAUGGGAGAUGACGGCUUGGCAGAUGCCACGUGCAGCGAUGCUGGCGGGAUUCAGACGCUUGCGCUUUUCAACACGCUCAGCGGCAGAGGGGGUCAGGCGGUUUCUGUUAACGUGUGUAUAAAGGUGGCCCAUGGCGCCCUCAGUGACGGUGCCCUUGAUGCAGUGGAGAUGCAGAAGGACCUCCUGGGAGCCAGCGGGCUUGUGCUGCUGCUGCCCCCCAGAACGAAGAGCGAGGACGUGGCGGAGGAGGAUGUGUACUGGCUGUCGGCCCUGCUGCAGCUCAAGCAGCUCCUGCAGGCCAAGCCCUUCCAGCCUGCGCUGCCGCUGGUGGUGCUGGUGCCCAGCCCGGGAGGGGACGCCGUCGAAAAGGAAGUGGAGGAUGGUCUGAUGCUGCAGGAUUUGGUUUCAGCUAAGCUGAUUUCAGAUUACACUGUUAUUGAGAUCCCUGAUUCUAUUAUUGAUCUACAAGGUACCACUAAGGUUUCACAGGCGGUUCAGUGGCUGGUCUCCCGCUGCCCCCGUGCCCUCGACCUUUGCUGUCAGACCCUCAUUCAGUACAUCGAAGAUGGGAUUGGCCGUGAGUUCAGCGGCCGUUUUUUCCAUGACAGAAGAGAGAGGCGUCUGGGUGGCCUGGCCGCGCAGGAGCCCGGCACCGUCAUCGAGCUAUUCAACAGUGUGCUGCAGUUCCUGGCAUCCGUGGUGUCCUCCGAACAGCUGUGUGACCUCUCCUGGCCUGUCACCGAGUUUGCUGAGGCAGGGGGCAGCCAGCUGCUUCCUCACCUGCACUGGAACACGCCUGAGCACCUGGCCUGGCUGAAGCAGGCCGUGCUUGGGUUCCAGCUUCCGCAGAUGGACCUUCCGCCCCCGGGGGCGCCCUGGCUACCCGUAUGCUCCAUGGUCGUGCAGUACGCCGCACAGAUCCCCAGCUCACGCCAGACGCAGCCCGUCCUGCAGUCCCAGGUGGAGAACCUGCUCCGGAGGACCUACCGCCGGUGGAAGAGCAGGAACCCCUCCCCAGACCCGGGGGCGGGGCCUGCGGUCACUGAGAUCCCGUGGGACGCUGUCGUGGCCUUGUGCAUCAACCACAAGCUGAGAGACUGGACGCCCCCCCGGCUGCCCGUCACAUCAGAGGCACUGAGUGAAGAUGGUCAGAUAUGUGUAUAUUUUUUUAAAAAUGAUUUGAAGAAGUACGAUGUUCCUUUGUCGUGGGAACAAGCCAGGUUGCAGACGCAGAAGGAGCUACAGCUGACCCAGGGACGUUUGGGGAUGAAGCCUUUCCAUCCUCCGGCAAACAGUUUUCCUGCUCCAUUGCUUCACGUGCACCACAAGGGGAAGAGGAGCACCGAGCGCGGCCGAGAGCGUAGGGUCCCCAGCGCCGAGGACCUGCUGCGACGUGCGUCUGCCGAGGAGCUCCUGGCCCAGUGUGUGUCGAGCACCCUCCUGCUGGAGAAGGAGGAGAACAGGAGGUGUGAAGAUCAGCUUCGGCGGUGGUUGUCUGAGGACUCCGGAGCACGCACGGACUCAGCUUCCCUCCCCCUCUACCUUCCUCAGACACUAGUGUCUCUGCCGCAGGCCAUGGGACCUGUGAUCAACGCGUCCGCCGCUGCCAGCCCACAGAAUGAAAGGGCUGGAGGACAGCUGCAGCUGACGGAGGCAACAGGCACAUCUCUGACCGAGCGGCUGAAGCACCUGCAAAGGCUGAUCCAGAGUUCAAGGGAAGAGGAAGUGGCCUCCGCGCUCCAUCUCUCCGCGCUGCUGGACAUGGUGGACAUUUAGCGGCUGACCUGAGGGGAGGGGUCUCUCCGGAAGCGUCUGCUUUUACUCAAAAUAAUGUUAUUCUCAGAUGCUUGAUGCACUGUUGGAAAUGUGAUUAUUAAUCAUGCAAAUAAACCAUGUGAAUGUC